Messenger RNA from Scaptodrosophila lebanonensis, 3170 nucleotides. RefSeq names its product muskelin (gene muskelin). Lineage: Eukaryota; Metazoa; Arthropoda; Insecta; Diptera; Drosophilidae. Bases 114 to 2696 code for a protein of 860 amino acids. Gene Ontology annotation, molecular function: protein binding. The transcript is spliced from 10 exons. Gene Ontology annotation, cellular component: cytoplasm. The record is from RefSeq and is a predicted model, not a curated record.
GAAGCAAAUUAAGAAGAGUGGAGGAAAUACUCUGAAUCUCGAAACUGAGACUGUUCCAAUAAAUAUUGUAACCCAGUGAAGAUACCCGCAGUUGUAUCUAUAAUUAAGUAAAAAUGUCAUCCUCUCCGACUUCCAGCAGCCCAACGGAUAGCUCUAACAGUUCGGUUGCCGUUUCAAUUGCUGCAGCAACGACCGCGCCCGCACACAAACAACAAAACGAUAGCCAAAAAACGUUUACGUUAUCUGAAAAUGAGCGCCUUACCUUUGAAGUUUACCGUUACUCCAGUUAUUCGCCAAACUAUUUGCCCGAAAACGUACUUGUUGACUGUCCCAAUGAUCAAACAUCACGCUGGUCCGCCUACACAAACAGCCCACCGCAGUACCUCACACUAAAGCUUAAAAGACCCGCCAUAGUUAAGAAAAUAAAAUUUGGUAAAUUUGAAAAAUCGCACGUUUGCAACAUCAAAAAGUUUCGCGUCUUUGGCGGCUUGGACGAUGAGCACAUGGUCUUGCUCCUGGAAGGGGGGCUUAAGAACGACAAUAUACCGGAAGUGUUCAAUCUGCGUUGCAUGACUGAGGAUGGCUCCGAAAAUCUACCAAUACUUUAUCUUAAAAUUGUGCCAUUGCUGUCGUGGGGACCAUCGUUCAACUUUAGUAUUUGGUACAUCGAAUUGCAUGGCCAGGACGAUCCGAUGUACACAUGUGCGCGGAUGAAGAACUAUAAUACACUACGCGAAAUUGAGAUUAUAAAGCUCUGCCUGAAGCACUUUCGGCAACAGGGCUAUGUGAAGGCGUUUGAAGCGCUGCAGGAGCAGACAAACGUCCGUCUAGAGCAUCCGCUUAUAAGCGAACUGCACAAAUACCUGGUAGUGCAAGGUGAUUUUGAAAAGGCAGAAUGUUUUAUUGCCGAGUGCAUUGAUGAGGGGCUAAUGGACGAGUACUUGCUUAAGCAGGACUACAAGCAUGCCUGGCACAUAAAGCAAACCGAAAGUGAAAUAAAGCCUGGCAAUCGUGGUGGUCAUCAACUGGUGGUCGAUACCAAGAAGCGUCUCAUAUACUUGUACGGUGGCUGGGAUGGCUACCAAGACCUCAGUGAUUUAUGGGUGUUUAAAAUCGAGUUGGACGAGUGGGCCCUGCUUUGUGAACGAUCUGAACUUUCGAACGGUCCAACUCCACGAUCCUGCCAUAAAAUGGUAUUUGAUCCAAUCAGUGAAAACAUUUUUAUGCUGGGUCGUUAUUUGGAUAAUUCGAUACGCACUUCCGACUAUAUCAAGAGUGAUUUCUAUUUAUACGAUACGCGCACGCGCAAUUGGAUGCAAAUUUGUGACGACACCAGUCAAGUGGGUGGGCCACAGCUCGUUUACGACCACCAGAUGUGCAUAGACACCGACAAGCGUACAAUCUACGUGUUUGGUGGCAAAAUACUAACGCCUCGCAGUGUUAAUGCCACUGGCUCCAUUGAGCCAGAGUAUUCCGGUCUAUUUUCAUAUCACAUAGCGACAAAUACUUGGACACAAAUACUUGUGGACUGUCAUCAUCCGAGUGCUGCGCAAGCUGAUGUCAUGUCGAUUAAAUCCCGCAUAACCCAUUGCAUGGUGUUUCAUAAUAAACAACGAAAAUUAUAUAUUUACGGCGGUCAACGCGGAAAGGAGGAUCUCGAUGAAUUUCUGAGCUAUGAUGUGGACACGCAGGCCAUUUCAGUUCUUAAUAAAGAACAUCAGCAUCAGGGCACUGCGACCAGUGCAGAGGCAAAAUUUGAACCAUUACCGGGCUUCACACUGCGCGCCACCAUUGAUUGUGAUCGUGAUGAAAUUUAUAUAUUUUCCAGUCUAAGCAAGUUAAAGGACCGCCGAGAAAUGCAAAAAGUGGAAACCUCUAAGACAUCGAAUUCAUUCUGGGUGUACUCCCUGCGUAAUCACAAAUGGUCGCGCAUCUAUUACUCUUGUCACACUGCUCAUGAGGGUACAUCGAUUAACAUAGCCACCGUUUUGGGCACCAAUAAGAACUCUGGUGUUGCCGAACCGUGUCCCCGCUAUGCGCACCAGCUUGUUUAUGACGAGAUGGCUAAGACACACUAUCUCUUCGGUGGCAACCCAGGAAUAUGCCAAAUGCUGCAAUUGCGUUUAGAUGACUUUUGGCUGCUCUGUUUGGAAAAACCGAAACGCGAUGAGAUACUAAACCAUUGUCGGUAUUUAGUGCGUAAGUUGCGCUAUGAAGAAAUGACACGUAGUGAGCCUCUGGUUGCCAUGCAAUACCUAAGACAUCAAAUAGCUGAUGUUAUAGAUCACAACGACGCCGAGCAGUUGCACAAUUUCCAUAAAUUGGCUUCGCUUCUUUUUAAAAAUCACGAUUGUGCAAUGGAUCAAAGUCCUUUAGCCACACCCGCCUUGUGUGCUGAUACUGAAGAGAAAGCUGAAAGUGCAUCUGGUGCUGGCGAUGCAGAUAUUCCGAAAGACAUUGUGGCCGUGAGUCCUGCCGAAAAUCUGUCUAUUGAGUCAAAUGAUAGCACAGCAACAUCCGGAAUUUCGGAGGCAGCAUCGAACACCUCGGCGUCGUCGAGUGUUAAACGCGCUCGUCGCGAUAGCAGCUAUGAAAUGAAAAAUCGGCGUGCUUUUCUAUUCAAUAAAUUGGUGCAAUUAAUGCCACCAAGCAUGGUACAGCCUGAACGAAACCUCAGCGAUUUUGUGGUCAUGUAGAGAAAGACCCGCUUUUUAAGUUUACGACAGAUUCUUAGGAUUAAGUUGAUCAGUUGAUGCGUAUUUAAAGUCUAAAGUAGAGGAGCUAAUGUGCUAAAUGCUUCAUGUGAUGUUUAGUUGAUGUUUUGUUUGUAUUGUGAAAAAGUCAGCCAAAGUUGUAUUCAAAAUGUAAACCUGGCCCAAAAAAAAAAGAUGAUUUUGUGAUAGUGAAUUUUUAGUAAAGUACCGAAGGGCUCGAUUUUACAAGGCUUAGUUAGCUCUUAGUAAAUGGAUUUCAAUCAAUGUCUAGAACUGAAUAUAAACUCUAACUAAUAGGCAUGUGAUUUAACUCGGCGCUGCAAAAACGAGCUUAAGUCCCUGCGGCCGAUUUGUAAUAUCAUAAAAUCGCCCCCCAAGUCUGUAAGCGAAGAAAACGGUCGACGGACUUUAAAAUAUAUAAUUAAGUUUUGAAAUAAAUUCUUUUUGUAAUUUUCA